Messenger RNA from Recurvomyces mirabilis, 3195 nucleotides. RefSeq lists its product as uncharacterized. Lineage: Eukaryota; Fungi; Ascomycota; Dothideomycetes; Mycosphaerellales; Teratosphaeriaceae. The record is from RefSeq and is a predicted model, not a curated record. Bases 1 to 3195 code for a protein of 1064 amino acids. The transcript is spliced from 2 exons.
AUGAGUGUCUUGGCCUGUACAGCAGCUUGCGAUGCAGCGGGCUACUCUAUAGCGGGUGUGGAAUACGCUUCUGAGUGCUAUUGUGAUAAUUAUGUCUCAAGCUCGGCCACCAAUGCCUCUAUCACCGAUUGCAACAUGCCAUGCAACGGCAAUGGAAGCGAGUUCUGUGGCGCAGCUAACCGACUAGAUCUGUACACUGCUGGCAAUACGAAUGCGACGCCGAAACCUGUGACCGUCACGCCGCCUCCUCCAGGCGGUUGGUUCUCGAUAGGCUGUUACAGUGACUCUUCAAGCGCUCGCUCGCUAUCCGUUCCGACUUACAUUCAAGUGCCGAUGACAAUUGAGGCCUGCACGAACGCUUGUUCAACUGCUGGCUAUACAAUUGCCGGAUUGGAAUACGCUGGGCAGUGUUUCUGUGACAACUCAUUGCAGAACUCUGCUGCACUGGUUACCGACGGACGGUGUAACAUGGAGUGUAACGGCAACAGUAACGAGAUUUGCGGCGGACCUAAUGGACUGAGCGUGUAUCAAUUGACUGGUUGGUACAGCCAAGGUUGCUGGAACGACACCGUUGGAGAUCGGACUCUCAAUCAUCAGCAGUAUGGUCUCCCGUCCAUGACUGUCGAGGUUUGCACAGCGGCAUGCAAAAAGGCUGGCUACACACUGGCUGGUAUGGAGUAUGCCGGAGAGUGCUACUGUGACAGUGCUCCCAUGAACUAUGGCGGCCCAGCCAUCGAUGGUAAUGUUGGUUGUAACAUGGCUUGUGCAGGCAACGCCAACGAGAUGUGCGGUGGACCUGGUAGACUGAACGUCUAUCAAUUCAACUCCACUGGACUACCCGUGGUUACGACGACCUCUUCCGCGCCUGGUACGACCCCUACUGGUGGCAAUGGUGGAUCUACCGCCCUGCCAACACCGUCCUCCUCCGUUAAUGCCUCCGCAAUUGCUCCUUUCAAGUAUCAAGGCUGCUAUACUGAGGGCAAUGGAGGACGGGCCUUUGCAAAUCAGCAGCCGGAUAAUAGUACAAUGACCGUCGAGUCCUGUAUUUCGCUGUGCAGCAGCCAGGGGUACACAGUGGCGGGCAUGGAGUACGCAGAUCAGUGUUUCUGCGACAACUUCAUCCGCUACAAUGCCUCUCGUGUGACCGACUCGCAGUGUAACAUGGGAUGUGCUGGUAACUCUGGAGAGAUGUGCGGAGCUGGCAGUAUCCUGAGCGUCUACUCCGUUGGCAACUUGACUGACUACACUGAUGCAACGAUUCUCAAGACCAACCUUCCGGGCAGCUGGCAAUAUGCCGGCUGCUUGACCGAUGCUGAUGGUACACGCUCACUGGCUUACCAGAUCGUCUCACAGUUCAACAACACGAACGAGGCCUGCUUGGCUCAAUGCCAAAAGUUCGGCUACAAUGCUGCCGGAACUGAAUAUGGACAGCAGUGCUUCUGUGGCGACAUUCAGAAUGUCAUCAAUGCCGGUGCCACCAUCCGACCAGACUCCGAGUGCAACAUGGUCUGCUCAAAUGACACUGGAAAGAACGGUGGGCAUUACUGUGGUGGACCAUCUCGCCUCUCCUACUACACCUGGGACGAGUCCAAUCCACUGUACAGCUGGAAUUUCGCUUCUGGCAAUGAUGCUGGUGCCUACGAAUUCCUGAUUGGCGGUGUCACGAUCCCACUCGUCACCUCUCCAGCUCGCAACGGCAAGGUGACAUAUAUGGAGAAGUUCGGCACAUCGCCAGCUAACAACGGCACUGGCGCUUAUGAAUUGGAUCUGAGCAUGAUCAACAACUUCACCGCAGCGUGGCGACCUAUGCACGUCAAGUCCGACGUUUUCUGCUCCGCCUCACUUACACUGCCUGACAAAGUCGGUCGCCAGAUCAAUAUUGGUGGUUGGGCGAAUGAUGCAACGUACGGUGUCCGACUCUACUGGCCUGACGGUAAGCCUGGUGUCUGGGGAGUCAACGACUGGGAAGAGAAUGUUGCCGAGGUCUCUCUCAUCGAUGGCCGCUGGUAUCCCACCGCCAUGACUAUGGCCAAUGGAUCAAUCCUGGUCAUGGGUGGGGAGAAGGGCUCGAAUGGUGCGGCAGUGCCUACUCUUGAGGUUCUGCCCAGCCCAUCUGGAGCGACACAAUACUGCGACUACCUCGACCGCACCGACCCAUACAAUCUAUAUCCUUUCCUUGCUGUACUUCCUUCUGGUGGGAUACUGAUCGCCUACUACAACGAGGCACGAAUCCUAGACCCAGUCUCUCUCAACACCAAAUCAGUCUUGCCUAACAUCCCAGGCGCUGUCAACGACUUCGAUGGAGGGCGCACAUAUCCAUUCGAAGGCACUGCCAUGAUUUUGCCACAACACGCACCGUACAGCGACUACAUGCGAGUGAUCAUCUGUGGUGGGUCCGUCCCAGGACCAGAAAUCGCACUUGAUAAUUGCGUUUCCAUUGCACCUGACCAGCCGAAUGCCAACUGGACGAUCGAGCGCAUGCCCAGCAAGCGUGUUAUCACUUGCAUGACAGCUCUUCCAGACGGCACGUACCUCAUCCUCAAUGGCGCCCAACAGGGUCGUGCGGGCUUUGGUCUUGCCACGCAGCCAAACUACAACGCCGUGCUGUACGACCCGAGCAAGCCCGUAAACUUCCGCAUGACAGUCAUGGCCAACACGACUGUCGCUCGCCUCUACCACUCCGAAGCUGUACUCCUCGACGAUGGUCGUGUUCUCGUGUCUGGCUCAGAUCCAGAAGACGUGCGGUCUUUCGCACCACAGGAAUACAGAAACGAGGCUUUCAUCCCACCAUAUCUGAUGGCCGGCGCACCUCGUCCAUCCUUCAACCUAUCGAACCUCGACUGGUCGUAUGGCCAACAGGUCAGCUUCAGCAUAACUCCAUCCGGUGCAUCGUCAACGAGCAACUACCGCGUCAGUCUCAUCGGCGCGGUAUCGAGUACGCACGGCAACAGCAUGGGACAGCGGACGAUCUUCCCUGCCACCACCUGCAGUGGGUCGACAUGUACCGUCACCGCGCCACCAAACGCGAACGUGGCACCACCGUCAUGGCACCAGAUGUUCUUGCUCGAUGGCAAUAAUAUCCCGUCGCAUGCAACGUGGAUCAGGAUAGGAGGUGAUCCUGGUGCUUUGGGCAACUGGCCGCAGUUUGACGACUUCACUGUCCCUGGUAUGGGUGCUGUGGAGCCGAUAUUGUAG